Peromyscus leucopus (white-footed mouse) is the source of this 9897-nucleotide messenger RNA. It is a transcript of the gene Pcdh15, whose product is annotated as protocadherin related 15. The coding region runs from base 1842 to 7655 and encodes 1937 amino acids. Gene Ontology annotation, cellular component: stereocilium; plasma membrane. The record is from RefSeq and is a predicted model, not a curated record. The transcript has 37 exons. Lineage: Eukaryota; Metazoa; Chordata; Mammalia; Rodentia; Cricetidae. Gene Ontology annotation, molecular function: calcium ion binding. Gene Ontology annotation, biological process: homophilic cell-cell adhesion; inner ear development; sensory perception of sound.
AACAGACUGAGAAAACGCGGUAGAAAUGGGAGUUUUUUUUUCCUAUUAUCUUCUUUUGCCUUCCCAGUUAUAUAUCCAGUCUCUGCUUAAUCUGACUCUGUAUCUUUAAAAUAUCACGUCACGGUGCUUGAAAACGUAAAAUCAGUGCGAAACGGACUCAUUUUACACACAUGUAGAGGUACUUUCAUUUCUCACAGCCAACUUGGAAAUUGCUACGGAAACCUUGGAAUACGUCACUUAACGCGAGCUGUCCCCCUCCCCCUUUUCUUUCUUUCUUUUUAAGGAAUACUACUCCCCCCUGCAAAAGCUCUUAAGUCAUUAAUGAGUGUCAGAAAGUAAAGGGGUCAUGGGUCUGGGGCGCUGGAUGCGUGUGGGACGUUUGAACACGUGGACAUUUUCCACUUACUGUCCCUGGGUUGGGAAGUAGGCAGUGGGGGCUGCGGGGAACUUAGCAUGUAAUCUUCACAGAGAUUUCAAGACCGGACAGUCUAAAUCAUUUUUGUAGCUAAAAGGAUGUCUCGGUGGGUUUGAGCUCGGCCAAAUGAAUCAGUGAUGACUCAAGAGCAAACCAGAAAAGUGUGCUUUCCCAGAACCAGGUGUUGAGCGCCUGGGCGACCCAGUCAGCGGGCGCGCGCGCAGAGUGGCCAGAGCCCCCUCUGCUCCACCAGCGCACCACGCGCGGUGCCGCCCUGCAGGACCCCGGGGGACUCGGACCCCGCGCGCCAUCCAUCCGCGCUCCCACCCCCACCUCCACCCGGAGCUCUCCGCGGCCCUGGCGGCAGACUCGGCCGAGCGAGCGAGCGCUGCAACCGGUGGGGCGGGGAGACCUGGCGCUCGCCCCGCGGGCCCGGCAGCCUCUGACGUCCUCUCGGGCCUUUAAAGGAGUGGGUCGCUGCGCAGGAGAGGCUCGACUUUGGAGCUGUCACUUUGCGGGGAGGGAGAAAGCCGCUCCGCUCCCGCAGGCAACAGCUCGGACGCCACUGUGGCCGGCCACUGCGUAGGGACUGGGUCGGAUCAGCGCUGUGUCCCAGCAUCCUAGGCAGCCGGAGUUGCGUUGGUCACUCUCGCCUGGCAGUGAACCUUAGGCGUCCCCGCGCCUUCCCCUGCACACGCAUACCAAGGACCAUGAGGUGCGCCCGCGGUCGCCGGUAGAGCACAGAGCCAUCUCCCGAGCUCAGGUGCCUGGCGAUUUUUCUCCCAGCCCGGAAAGGCGCCUCUGUGAAUCCGCACCUGCAACUUGUUUGGUUUCCUCUCCCGCAGCGUGUGCAGCGGCAGCAUCAAAGUUUUUCUGCCUUCCUCGGGAAUCCGCCGUUUGGAUCGAUCCUUCCCGCGCGGUCUCCCCAGGCCUGCGGGUGAGCGGAUCGCCGGGCGCUCGGGUGAGAGGCGCGGCACGGGCGGCGUGGUCGUGGCGAGCACAGGGAAGGAGCUGCGGCCGGGGACUCCCCGGGUGACCCUUUGGGGCGCGACAGAGCUGGGUGAGCGCAAGAAGAGGAGCUACAAGGUUCAGGGACGCCCGUACCCGCACAGUGGAUGUUAAUCACCUUGCUGAUUGCUUCUCAAUUGGGAACUAGUGGAGAGCGCAGCGCGGGGCAGGCGCGCUCUGCGGGACCUGGGCUCCGCGGCAGGGAUCAGUGCAGCUGUGGCUGCGGAGGUACCGGGGGAGGAAGCCGCGGUGCUCGCCGAGCCUGAAGGAUUAUGGAAGCAUCCAUCUUUACCAAAGGCUGAAGUCAUGGGUCAGUGAGGGCAGAGAGACAACACAGCAAGGGACUUGCACUGUCGUGCUCUGAAUGCACCCUCAAGCUCUAUGAACAAGAUCAGCCUUGAGUGAAAUUUGACAGAAGAUGUUCCCGCAGCUUGCUCUAUGGAAGUGUUUACCCCAUGGGAUCAUCAUUGCCUCACUCUUGGCAGUCAGCUGGGGCCAGUAUGAUGAUGACUGGCAAUAUGAGGAUUGCAAACUGGCUAGGGGAGGCCCACCAGCUACCAUCGUGGCCAUUGAUGAAGAGAGUCGAAAUGGUACAAUUCUGGUGGACAACAUGUUGAUUAAGGGGACUGCUGGAGGACCAGACCCCACCAUAGAGCUCUCUUUAAAGGACAACGUGGACUACUGGGUGUUGUUGGACCCUGUUAAACAGAUGCUUUUCCUGAACAGUACCGGAAGAGUUCUGGAUAGAGACCCACCCAUGAACAUCCACUCCAUUGUGGUGCAAGUCCAGUGUGUCAACAAGAAGGUGGGCACAGUGAUCUAUCACGAAGUGCGCAUUGUAGUGCGGGACAGGAACGACAACUCACCCACAUUCAAGCAUGAAAGCUACUAUGCCACCGUGAAUGAGCUCACUCCGGUUGGCACCACAAUCUUCACAGGAUUCUCAGGAGACAAUGGAGCUACAGACAUUGAUGAUGGCCCCAAUGGACAGAUAGAGUACGUCAUUCAGUACAACCCAGAAGAUCCGACAUCCAACGACACCUUUGAAAUCCCACUCAUGUUGACGGGAAAUGUGGUGCUGAGGAAACGACUCAACUAUGAGGAUAAGACUCGCUACUACGUCAUCAUCCAGGCUAACGACCGUGCACAAAAUCUGAAUGAGAGGCGAACAACCACUACCACCCUCACAGUGGACAUUCUAGAUGGAGAUGACCUGGGACCAAUGUUUCUGCCCUGUGUUCUUGUGCCAAACACCCGUGACUGCCGUCCACUCACCUACCAAGCUGCCAUUCCAGAACUGAGGACUCCGGAAGAACUGAACCCCAUUUUGGUGACCCCACCUAUCCAAGCCAUUGAUCAGGACCGAAACAUCCAACCUCCAUCAGAUCGACCUGGCAUCCUCUACUCCAUCCUUGUCGGCACCCCUGAGGAUUACCCUCGCUUCUUUCACAUGCAUCCCAGGACUGCAGAGCUCACUCUUCUGGAGCCAGUCAACAGAGACUUCCACCAGAAAUUUGAUUUGGUUAUUAAGGCUGAGCAGGACAAUGGCCACCCACUUCCUGCCUUUGCUAGUCUACACAUCGAAAUACUGGAUGAAAACAAUCAGAGCCCAUAUUUCACAAUGCCCAGCUAUCAAGGGUACAUCCUGGAAUCUGCCCCAGUGGGAGCCACCAUUUCUGAGAGCCUAAACUUAACCACUCCUCUGAGAAUUGUAGCUCUGGACAAAGACAUAGAAGACACAAAAGAUCCAGAGCUCCACCUUUUCCUGAAUGACUACACCUCGGUCUUCACUGUUACACCCACCGGCAUCACCCGCUACCUAACCCUACUUCAGCCUGUGGACAGGGAGGAACAGCAAACAUAUACCUUUCUGAUAACAGCAUUUGAUGGCGUACAAGAAAGUGAACCAGUUGUGGUCAAUAUCCGAGUGAUGGAUGCAAAUGAUAACACACCAACCUUCCCAGAAAUCUCCUAUGAUGUCUAUGUUUACACAGACAUGAGUCCUGGGGACAGUGUCAUUCAGCUGACGGCAGUAGAUGCUGAUGAAGGCUCCAAUGGGGAGAUCUCCUAUGAAAUUCUGGUGGGCGCCCAAGGAGACUUCAUCAUCAACAGGACCACCGGGCUGGUGAGCAUUGCCCCAGGAGUGGAGCUGGUCGUGGGACGGACGUAUGCACUUACAGUGCAGGCCUCGGACAACGCCCCACCUGCAGAGAGAAGGCACUCCAUCUGCACCGUGUACAUCGAGGUGCUCCCUCCCAACAACCAGAGCCCUCCCCGCUUCCCACAGCUGAUGUACAGUCUGGAAGUCAGUGAAGCUAUGAGGAUUGGUGCUGUUUUAUUAAAUCUACAGGCAACUGAUCGAGAGGGAGAUCCAAUCACAUAUGCCAUCGAGAAUGGAGACCCUCAGCGAGUUUUCAAUCUUUCAGAAACCACGGGGAUUCUCACUCUAGGGAAGGCGCUAGACAGGGAGAGCACCGACCGCUACAUCCUCAUCGUUACCGCCUCAGACGGAAGGCCAGAUGGGACCUCCACUGCCACUGUGAACGUGGUGGUGACAGACGUCAAUGACAACGCUCCCGUGUUCGAUCCCUAUCUGCCCAGGAAUCUCUCCGUGCUGGAGGAAGAGGCCAAUGCCUUCGUGGGUCAAGUGAGGGCAACAGACCCAGAUGCUGGGAUAAACGGCCAAGUACACUAUAGUCUGGGGAACUUCAACAACCUCUUCCGCAUCACGUCCAAUGGGAGCAUUUACACAGCCGUGAAGCUGAACAGGGAAGUCAGGGACCACUAUGAACUGGUUGUCGUGGCAACGGAUGGAGCCGUGCACCCCCGGCAUUCAACUCUGACACUGUACAUCAAGGUGUUGGACAUUGAUGAUAACAGUCCUGUUUUUACCAAUUCAACGUACACAGUUGUUGUUGAGGAGAAUCUGCCAGCCGGGACCACCUUCCUUCAAAUAGAGGCCAAGGAUGUUGAUCUUGGAGCAAAUGUGUCAUAUCGGAUCAGAAGCCCUGAAGUGAAGCACCUUUUUGCACUGCAUCCAUUUACUGGAGAACUGUCCCUUUUGAGGAGUUUGGAUUAUGAGGCCUUUCCUGACCAGGAAGCAAGCAUCACCUUCUUGGUGGAGGCCUUUGAUAUUUAUGGGACAAUGCCACCUGGUAUAGCAACGGUCACAGUAAUUGUGAAGGACAUGAAUGAUUACCCUCCAGUAUUUAGCAAACGCAUCUACAAGGGGAUGGUGGCUCCAGAUGCUGUCAAGGGGACACCAAUCACCACUGUUUAUGCUGAAGAUGCAGACCCUCCUGGUUUGCCUGCAAGUCGGGUGAGGUAUAGAGUGGAUGAUGUGCAGUUUCCAUACCCUGCCAGUAUUUUUGAUGUAGAAGAAGAUUCUGGAAGAGUAAUAACUCGUGUCAAUCUUAAUGAAGAGCCUACCACAAUUUUUAAGCUGGUGGUUGUGGCUUUUGAUGAUGGCGAGCCUGUGAUGUCUAGUAGUGCCACCGUGAGAAUUCUCGUCUUACAUCCUGGAGAGAUCCCACGCUUCACCCAAGAGGAAUAUAGACCUCCUCCUGUAAGUGAGCUUGCCACCAGAGGGACUGUAGUUGGUGUCAUUUCUGCUGCCGCUAUCAAUCAGAGCAUCGUCUACUCCAUUGUGGCAGGAAAUGAGGAAGAUAAGUUUGGAAUCAACAAUGUCACAGGUGUUAUCUAUGUGAACUCACCAUUGGACUACGAGACAAGGACCAGCUAUGUCCUUCGGGUGCAAGCAGAUUCUCUGGAAGUGGUCCUCGCCAAUCUCCGAGUUCCUUCAAAAAGUAAUACAGCUAAAGUGUACAUUGAGAUUCAGGAUGAAAACGAUCACCCCCCAGUGUUUCAGAAGAAAUUCUACAUUGGUGGUGUGUCCGAAGAUGCAAGGAUGUUUGCGUCUGUGCUCAGAGUGAAGGCUACCGACAGGGACACAGGAAACUAUAGUGCCAUGGCCUACAGGCUCAUCAUACCACCCAUUAAAGAGGGCAAAGAGGGGUUUGUGGUGGAAACAUACACAGGACUCAUCAAGACAGCCAUGCUCUUCCACAACAUGAGGAGAUCCUACUUCAAGUUUCAAGUGAUUGCAACUGACGACUACGGGAAGGGGUUGAGUGGGAAAGCUGACGUGCUGGUAUCAGUGGUCAAUCAGCUGGAUAUGCAGGUCAUUGUCUCCAAUGUUCCACCUACGUUAGUGGAGAAGAAGAUCGAAGACCUCACAGAGAUUUUGGAUCGCUAUGUUCAGGAGCAGAUUCCUGGUGCCAAGGUUGUGGUAGAGUCCAUAGGUGCCCGUCGUCAUGGAGAUGCCUUCUCCCUAGAAGACUAUAGCAAGUGCGACCUGACUGUCUAUGCCAUUGACCCCCAGACCAACAGAGCCAUCGACAGAAACGAGCUUUUUAAAUUCCUGGAUGGCAAACUGCUCGAUAUCAAUAAAGACUUCCAGCCUUAUUAUGGGGAAGGAGGCCGCAUUCUGGAGAUCCGGACUCCUGAGGCGGUGACAAGUAUCAAGAAGCGAGGAGAAAGCUUAGGGUACACGGAAGGAGCCUUGCUGGCCUUGGCCUUCAUCAUCAUCCUCUGCUGCAUCCCAGCCAUCUUGGUUGUCUUAGUGAGCUACCGACAGUUUAAAGUACGCCAGGCUGAGUGCACCAAGACAGCAAGAAUCCAGUCUGCCAUGCCUGCUGCCAAGCCUGCAGCCCCUGUACCUGCCGCACCCCCACCGCCACCACCCCCAGGGGCACAUCUCUAUGAGGAGCUGGGAGAGAGCGCCAUGCAUAAUCUUUUCCUUCUCUACCAUUUUGAACAAAGCAGGGGAAAUAACUCAGUCCCAGAAGACAGGAGCAGUCAUCACGAUGGGAUGGCCUUUUCUUCCAGUACCACUGAGUCUCAUGAGCCGGCUCAUGUAGAGGGACCACUUAAGGACAGCCAGCCUCACCCAGCAAGGACGUUCUCAUUUCUUCCUGAUGAGGAUGAUUUAAGUACCCAUAAUCCCCUUUAUAUGGAAAGUAUAGGCCAAAGGUCAACCAAUUCUGACCUUUCGCCAAGAACAGAUUUUAAAGAGCUGUUUUCACCCAGAACACAAGUUAAGAGUCAGUCGCUGAGGGGCCCAAGAGAAAAGAUUCAGAGGAUGUGGAAUCAGUCCGUGAGUUUUCCUAGGAGGCUGAUGUGGAAAGCUCCCAACAGACCAGAGACCAUUGACCUGGUGGAGUGGCAGAUCACCAGGCAGAAAGCCGAAUGCGAAAGCACUGGACCCCACCCAAGCCAGAGAGGUAGCAGCCAUGCACUGCUCACCACCGAAGAUGCCCACGGGUCAGAGAAGGACAGGGGACAUAAAGACGCCCUACUCAUACAGCAAACAGAGCAGCUGAAAUCUCUUUCUUCCGGCUCCUCCUUCUCUUCUUCCUGGUCUCACUUUUCCUUCUCAACUCUGCCAACCAUUUCAAGAGCUGUGGAACUCCAGUCAGAACCGAAUGUUGUGGCUUCUCCUCCUGACUGCACCUUGGAACUUCCUCCUCCUCCGAGGCCCUGUGUUUUAAAUUCUCUAGGCUUUAAGAGAGAGACCCCCACUUGUACGUUAGACCCGAAAACAAAAAGGAACUCCUUUGAAAACCUUCCCCAUCCACCUAACAUCCCUGCUUCCCUUCCACGGCCUCCCCUCCCUCGACCUCCUGUUGCCUUUAGUACUUUCCCUCUUCCCCUCUCUCCUCCUAAUCCUCCUCCUCCCCAACUUCUUACAUUUUCUCUUCCCACAUCUACUCCCCGUACGUCUUCUCUACCUCCGCCACCAUCGCUCCCUCCUCUUCCUCGACCGCCAGCUCCACGCCUCUGCCCACCGCCUCCUUCAACCCCAGUUCCUCCCACGGACAGCAUUUGUACACCAGCUGUUAAAUGCACUGCCAGUGUCGCACACGCCAGAGAAACUAAAUCUUCUACGACACAGCCACCAGCAUCCAAACCGCUGUGUGACGUGGAACCUCACAAACACCCCAAGGGGGUCCUCAGACAUGUGAAAAACCUAGCAGAACUGGAGAAGUCGGUGUCUAACAUGUACAGUCACAUAGAAAAAAACUGCCCGCCCACCCAUAUCUCAAAACUACACACGUUUUGCCCUCCAGAAAAAACAGACCUGGAAAGCACACGUGACCAGAGCCAGGAAACGUUGGUUAGGGUUGUUGAGGGAAUUGACGUGCAACUUCACAGUCAAUCAACAUCUUUGUAAUGUUGCUUCUCCUGUUUUAACUGGGCAAUUCUUUUCUUGGUCAUAAUCCUCAAGUGGAACAUGAGAAUUUGAACGUCAAAGAAGAUUCCACUGUUUUAAUCCCAAACUCAAUGAAAUGCCGUUUUCUUCCACCCUUUUAAUUUAAAUUAAUGUCAUCUUCACUAAUUCAUAGAGUAGAUUUACCUUAAUUUCUUUAACUUCAAGGUAGCAUUAUUUGUCCUACAUUUAUUUAAAAAGUAAGUAACUUUAUCUGUUUUUAAUUGGGGAGAUAUGGGCAUGAAAAGUACUGAUCCAACUAAAACCAAAGGCUUGUUGACUUUGUUGAUGGGCAAUGUUACUUUUUUUCAAAUUUUGACCAUAGUUUUAUGUGAACGUUCUAGUGGGGGAAAAGAGAAAAAGCAGAAUGUUCGUGCAGUAGUGCUCUCUCUUGGGCUUGUUAUUUUCUUGAAGUCUAUGUAUUUGGUAAAAAGAAAUGUUUCCCAGGUAAAAUGUUCCUUAGAAAUGUAGGGAAUGACAGACAGCAGGGAUUUCAAAUCAAUCUCAGGUGCUAUAAUAUGUAGUUAUCGGUUUUCUUACGCUAUUCUCCAUUCUGGCUUGUUUUAAUCUUGUUAGUAUGCUUUCAGAUGAUAAAUCUUUCCCAUUUUUCAGUUGCUGUUCUAUCCCUUUAUCUUGGUGCUUUCUGUUUCCUUCUUUAUGAUGAAAAUAAAUCUCAUGCCCUUGACUUUUGUAAGACAUCUUAUUUUUAUCAAAGGUGCCUAAAAUGCUAUUCAAUUUAGCCUUUUCAUUUUAUGACAUCAUCUCCUUAGUUAUAAUUUUAGGAUUCUUCCUCCCAAGAAAAUGUUCUUUGAUAUCCAAUUUAUUUAGUAAAUGAAAUAAAAUCUCGUUCAAAAUGAAGAGAGAUUAUACUUGGUGAAUUAUCACCUCUAUGUUCAUGUGUUUGCUCCUUGUUUUAGGACAAAGAUAAAGACUUAUCCUAUGGGAAGAAAGUGUUGUAGUUGCAGUAGCUGUUAAAAUAUUCCUGAGCUCAGCAGAUUGAAUUCUGGGGAAUCAAGGCUAAGCUAAGCACAACUGUCUUCAUGAAGCAUACAUACUCAAUUUAAUCAUAUCUACAUAUAUAGACACAUGACUACUUUUUCCCGUGAAACACAUUGAAUACAUUUUAACUACCAGAAAUCCCAACUUGUGAAACAAAUUCCUUUAUUUGUUGAAGUCUAGCAUUGUAGUAUUUGAGCAGAGAAAGGUGCAACUUUAAAAUAGUGCUAUGUAGUGUUUCAGGAGAGCAGCUGAGCCAGCCACCACAGCUUCUAUGACUUCAAGGAAACGGCAGAUAUUUUCCUGAAGUGUCCCAGCCAGGGUUAAAAAGCUUGGUGUUACUUCUGUGUGUCCAAAAAGCCUGAGACAAAUGCUAGUGUGUCAUCUCUGAAAUGGGUUGUUUGUUUGUUUGUUUGUUUUGUUUUGUUUGCUUCGUGGUUUUGGAGUUUUGACUCUUAAAAUUUGAGACAGCCCUUUGAUAAUGUUCGUUCCUGAUUAACAAAGAUAGAUUUUAAAAAAAUCAGCAAGUCUACUUAUUCUCGGUAGCCCAUCUGCUUCAGAUACUUUCCCUCCAAAUCAAAAGUAAUGUACAUCCUGGGAUUCUUGGAUGUGUUUUGUUUUGUUUAUCUCUUUCACUGAAAAGCUUCAGUUGGAGUUUCUGUUGGCAGCUGGUCAUAUACAUACCUGAGAACUUGUGCUAUGUGGUGGAUUCUGAUAGCGUGUUGCUGAAAGUCAGUUAAAAUAUCUUCUACAUGAGCCCUAGAAAGGUUAUUUAGAUAUAUGGGCCUAAAUGCUCCUCCUCUCUGCAAUGCUCCAAGGAAAGGACAUCCUUUCCUCUGCAUUUGUUAGGGUCUGCCCAAUGGUUAAAGGAUGGUUGCAUAGCUUAUUUAAAAUUCAAAGAAAACAUUAAUCACACAUUUGUCAUGAUUAAAAUUAAAUAUAUACAGACGUAGGAUGUAAAAUAAGUGAUUGCUACACACAAUGUAAUAGGGUUACAUAAAAGACACAUUGAUAUUAUUUGACGGAUUUUAAAAUUAUCAACAUUCGUGCUUUGAAAGAGCAUAGAUAAUUAUGAAUAUUGAUUGUGUUAUAUUCCUCUUGUGGACAAGUUUCUGCCUUGGAGCUCAAAUAGCAGUAUAGUUACCCAAUGAAAACACCAGUGUGUGUGUGUGUGUGUGCGUGUGCGUGUGCGUGUGCGUGUGCGUGUGCG